Lachnellula hyalina is the source of this 750-nucleotide messenger RNA. RefSeq names its product Inositol oxygenase (gene MIOX1). The record is from RefSeq and is a predicted model, not a curated record. Gene Ontology annotation, cellular component: cytoplasm. Gene Ontology annotation, molecular function: iron ion binding; inositol oxygenase activity. The transcript is spliced from 3 exons. The coding region runs from base 1 to 750 and encodes 249 amino acids. Lineage: Eukaryota; Fungi; Ascomycota; Leotiomycetes; Helotiales; Lachnaceae. Gene Ontology annotation, biological process: inositol catabolic process.
AUGUCAUCCGCACUACUUGAACCGGUCCGUUAUACUGGCAGAGAUGGACAAGCGCUUGAAACUAUAUCUGAUGACAUCGAUGCCCUCAACGUUCUGAAGUCGGAAAUGAGAAGGGAGAGAGCAUUGGAGAAACUCAACACUUUCAUCGAUGAGUCUGAUCCGGAUACGUCUCUCUCUCAGAUCGAGCAUCUGCUUCAGACGGCUGAGGCUAUAAGACUCGAUGGAAGACCGCGCUGGAUGCAGCUAACAGGUCUUAUUCAUGACCUUGGAAAGCUUCUCUUCUUUUUCGGUGCUCAAGGCCAAUGGGACGUCAUCGGUGACACAUUCCUAGUCGGAUGUGCCUUUGACAAGCGCAUCACCUUAUCGGACACGUUCAAAGGCAAUCCGGACUAUGGCCAUGAAAUCUACGGAACCAAGUACGGCAUCUAUAAGUCCGGUUGUGGUUUGGAUAGCACGAUGCUCUCCUGGGGCCACGAUGAGUACCUCUACUAUGUUGUUAAGGAUCAGUCAACUCUACCGGACGAGGCUCUUGCAAUGAUUCGCUAUCAUUCCUUUUACCCGUGGCAUUCUGGUGGGGCAUACCAAGAAUUCAUGGAUGAACAUGGCAAUGCCAUGUUAACAGCUGUAAAGGCCUUCAAUCCUUAUGGUUUAUAUAGCAAGAGUGAUGAUACCCUAAGCGUUGAGGAGUUGAAGCCUUAUUACCUGGAGCUUAUCCAUGAGUUUUUCCCAACUGAGAUUAUCAGAUGGUGA